AGCUCCUUAUUUUAGUUUACCUACCCAACCCAUGAUCCGAAGAAAGUUACAAACUUUCCAUGAACUUUUGAGCUGGGAAACGCAAUAGAAGCUUCUGGAACUUCCCUUCGACUUCAAGGAGCUUUCCCAACCUCUUGGGUGACACUGGCUUGUGAUCAUGCUAGUAUGCUACGGGUUCUCUUGUUUCCCUUAGUUAGCACUUGGCAGCUACUUGCUAGUAUUGAGUUGCAUUAUUAAUUUGAAAAAAAUGUCACAUGCCUUAAGCAUGUCUACUAAGAUGUUGAAAACCAAUUAAGACAUGAACAGAUAUAAGGUUUCAGUUGAUCUUAUCUCUUUUGAUUGUGAGUGGCUGCUCUAUUGGCCAUUCUUUGAGAGGGUGGGGUAUGCACUCUUAUGCUACUGCUUAAUUCUUGGUAGAGGUCUCUAAGACAUCACCAUGUGAUCUUUCGUGUUUAUGCUUCCCAUCCUUUAACCCCCUUCAGCAAUCAUUCAUCUCUUAAACAGUUUUCUGAAGGAUAUUAAGAUCUAUAAAUACACUUGCUCUUGCCUUCAAAAACAACACAACUCAUUGGCACUCUAGAGCAUCAACACAAACACAUUCUUCUUAAACUUGAGAGCUUUCUCUUGUUUUUCUUCUCACUUAUUUACACAAAGAUGGGUUUCCGUUUACCUAUUAUCCGAAAGGCAUCAUUCUCUACUAGCCAAGCGGCUUCAAAAUCUGUAGAAGUCCCAAAGGGGUAUCUUGCAGUGUAUGUUGGAGAAGAACAAAAGCGAUAUGUCAUCCCAAUUUCAUACUUGAAUCAACCUUCAUUCCAAGACUUGUUGAAUCAAGCUGCGGAAGAGUUUGGAUAUGAUCAUCCCAUGGGAGGUCUCACAAUUCCUUGCAGUGAACAUGUCUUCCAGCAAAUCACUUCUCGUUUGAAUUGACGAGGAAACUUACACUGUAGGAGACUGACAUAGAUUAGUAUACAUUUUUGUACAAUAGAUUAGUAUUGAUAUCAGAAUGACAAAUUCCUUUUUGUAUGAUGAAAAUUGAUAAUGAAUUCAAUUACCCAACUACUUUCUUUGUCAAUACAAAUGUUCGCACUCCCAACAAGUAGGAGCUUAUAUGAGCAGAGCUACUUGCUUUAAGAACGCCA
Messenger RNA from Arachis ipaensis, 1139 nucleotides. RefSeq names its product auxin-induced protein 6B-like. The record is from RefSeq and is a predicted model, not a curated record. Gene Ontology annotation, biological process: response to auxin. NCBI's taxonomy places the organism in Eukaryota, Viridiplantae, Streptophyta, Magnoliopsida, Fabales, Fabaceae.